Penicillium taxi is the source of this 1020-nucleotide messenger RNA. Its product is annotated as mitochondrial 54S ribosomal protein mL46. Gene Ontology annotation, cellular component: mitochondrial large ribosomal subunit. The transcript is spliced from 3 exons. Lineage: Eukaryota; Fungi; Ascomycota; Eurotiomycetes; Eurotiales; Aspergillaceae. Gene Ontology annotation, molecular function: structural constituent of ribosome. The coding region runs from base 1 to 1020 and encodes 339 amino acids. The record is from RefSeq and is a predicted model, not a curated record.
AUGUCGACAGGAUCUAAUGGUGUCCGGCGCAUUGUGUCGCUGCUACGCCCGUCUAGACUCGACUCUGGGGUGUGCACAAGCUGUCGAGAGACCUUGGGCCGCCGCAACUAUGCCUCAGCAGCUACAGAGACCGCUUCGCCGUCUGAAUCCUCUUCUGCCACCUCCACUUUCCCCGUAGUGGGCCCCUCCUAUACCAUCAAAGCCGGUGUGGUUCUUUCCCGGCCACCUCAGGUCACACGCGAUCUCGAGCCGUUCGAGAAAGCCUACUACUUCUACCAGAAGCGCCUGAACGAGCGUCUGACCCUCCCUUUCACCAAAUACUUCUAUUACAAGCGCGGCACUCCGGCAGACGAGGACUGGAAGAAGAAGAUCCUGGACCGACGGACUGCGUCUCGAGACAUUGGUAAAUACAACGCGUACGACAACGACGCAUGGAACGACGAGCUCCUGCUUGGUGCUCAAGAGUCUGAGCCUGGGCACCAGGUCGAGAUGCUGGUGCAGGACGCCGAGUCCACGGCCAAUGCCACCUCCCAGGAUACCAGUAAGAAGGAAGAGAUUCCGCGUCCACACCCGCGAGUGACGGAGGCCGACAAGAAGGGUGAUCACAAGAGCUUGAACCGAUUGUUGCCCCGGACUUUGUAUCUGCUUGUCCGGUCGAAGGAAGGAUUCUGGAAGUUCCCCAGCUCGCCGGUUGAGGUGGGCGAGUCUCUUCGCCAGGCUGCCGAGCGCACCCUUGCCCAGAGCGCGGGUGUCAACAUGAACACCUGGAUGGUCGGUUAUCAUCCCGCCGGACACCACGUCUACAACAACAUCAAGCCCCGAACCGAUUCCGCCACCGGAGUCACAAAUGCCGGUGAAAAGACUUUCUUCAUGAAAUCCCGCAUCAUGACAGGCCAGGCCGAUAUUUCCGCUAACCUGCAGACGCUGGAGGAUUUCAAGUGGUUGUCCAAGGACGAGAUCGCGCAAUUUGUGAACCCGCACUACUACAGCAACAUCAAGAACAUGUUGUCUGAUCGGUAA